This is a messenger RNA of Mus pahari (shrew mouse), 613 nucleotides long. RefSeq names its product forkhead box protein N2-like. Bases 68 to 613 code for a protein of 181 amino acids. Gene Ontology annotation, molecular function: DNA-binding transcription factor activity; cis-regulatory region sequence-specific DNA binding. Gene Ontology annotation, cellular component: nucleus. Gene Ontology annotation, biological process: regulation of DNA-templated transcription. The record is from RefSeq and is a predicted model, not a curated record. The transcript has 2 exons. Lineage: Eukaryota; Metazoa; Chordata; Mammalia; Rodentia; Muridae.
AACCGAGCCAAGCACGGCCCCCGUGAGUGAGGAGUUAGGAGUUUUCUCCCGAGAAAUAUACGAGUAAAUGGGUCCAGUAAUUGGAAUGACUCCAGGUAAGAGAGCUGAGACCCUGGGAGCUGAGAAGGUUGCAGGACUGAGUCAGAUUUACAAAAUGGGAAGUUUGCCUGAAGCUGGGGAUGCUACCAGGCCAAAGGCCACUCUAGUGGGCAGUGAGUCAGCAGAUGACGAGCUAACAAACUUGAACUGGCUUCAUGAAAGCAGUAAUCUUCUAACCAACCUCAGGCCUGGAAGCAAAGGCCUUCCCAUGGUUAGUCCGUUGUAUGACAUAGAGGGAGAUGAUAUGCCAUCCUUUGGACCAUCUUGCUACCAGAACCCAGAAAAAAAAUCAGCAACUUCAAAGCCCCCAUACUCCUUUUGUCUUCUCAUUUAUAUGGCUAUUGAACACUUGCCAAAUAAAUGUUUGCCUGUCAAAGAAAUUUAUAGCUGGAUUCUGGAUCGCUUCCCAUACUUUGCCACUGCACCUACAGGAACACUCCUCCAUUGCUGUUCCACAGCACUGGGCUUUGGAAUGCUCAUGGAACCUUACCAGAAGCACCAUUCACAGCACUAG